Molecule: messenger RNA, 3817 nt
Organism: Acromyrmex echinatior (Panamanian leafcutter ant)
Lineage: Eukaryota; Metazoa; Arthropoda; Insecta; Hymenoptera; Formicidae
Gene: Ube4B
Product: Ubiquitination factor E4B
Biological process (GO): ubiquitin-dependent protein catabolic process; ERAD pathway; protein polyubiquitination
Cellular component (GO): ubiquitin ligase complex; cytoplasm; nucleus
Molecular function (GO): ubiquitin-ubiquitin ligase activity
Source: RefSeq, a predicted model, not a curated record
CAGUCGUCAGCGGCGUCCGUCAGCCCGUCCAAUCAGUCCCAUCAGUCCCGACCGAUUCAUUGUCAGGUCAGAUUGACUCAGGUCUCAAGACUCAAGAAUUCAACAGACGGCAGACCGAUUCAGACCGACUCGUGGCCGUGACUCGAGACUCGACGCGAGAGCACUGCAUCCACGUCCAAACGCAAACAGAUGUGGAGUGACUGUCCAGAUCUCUGACAUUGACGUAUCUUGGCCACGAGUGGCCACGAGUGUCGAGCACGAUACCUACUCCUCUUUACGCGAACGCUGAACACGACAGCGAGGAAGAGGCGCGUGGCCGCCGUAGUAGUGUAGAUCAUCACCAUCAUCCGAGCCAGUUCCGGAUUCAGACCGGACGGGAAACAGAUUACAGAGCGGGCGGGAUAUCGAAAUCGAGGGGAUAAAGAGCGAUCGCCAUGAGCGAACUCAGUCAGGAAGAAAUGAGAAGAAGGCGAUUAGCCCGAUUAGAGGGCUUCAACAAUAAUAAUGCAACUGCCAGUUCGUCUAAUGCUAUUGCUCCAACUUCCCCGAGCACUUCGGAGUUAUCAAAAGCAUUCCCAGGAUCAAUAUCUCCGUCUAUUCAACAACAAUUACAGCGUGCUGAGAUACCAAUGGAAGUAGAAGAGAGCAACGAUAAACAAUGUAAUAUUACCGAAAUGGAUAAUUCAGGAAUUGAAAGCAUGGAAGUUGACGAAUCAGAUAGGAAAGAUUCAAUACCACGAUCGCGUACGACGAGCUCUAGCAUAGAAGUUACAACAGAUCACAUACACGUUGUCAUAUCACGCGUCUUGCGCAUAUCGUGGAAAAGCUCCGUUGAAGGAACUAUAUUCUUACCACAAACAGCAGCGUACACGCUGAAGCAGAAACAGCUAGAUUUUAGUGAAAUCAUUAACCAAGCCUUAAUGGAGAUUUUGUGUAUGUUCUCAAAAAGGGAAGAUCUUUUGAACGAUAUCACGGUAGAUAUAUCGUCCGAUCGACAAGACAGUCCGAAUAACCAAGCGAGUCCUUUGCUAAGUCCUGUCAUGGCUCUUCCGUCUUACCAAUUACCGACUAUGCCAUUACCCAUAGGCAGCAAAUCGUCGCAACCCAAAAGUUUAACUUAUUUGUUAAAUUGCUAUUCAAGAAUCGCAAUAGAGGAAAGAAAUCAUCCAAAGCGAUCCAGCAUACCUCCUCUUUCCAAUGUACUGACGGUAUUGAAAACGCAAUGUGUUCAGUACUCUAGCCUUGUUCUACAAGGAUUGGUUGGCAUUUGUGAAGCUUCAGUUAUUCCUAUGUGUACCACUUAUCUUCUUUAUCCGAUACUGUCGCAAAGUUUACCUCGAGGCUACCUUCACGAACUUGUAGCUAAGACACACACGAAUUCAAGCACGUUCAAUAAGAUAUUCACCCCGGUCUUGCAAGGCCUGUAUCUCUCAAUGCAACAAGCGAGCUUGGUUGGCAAUACACACAGAAGACCGAUCGAGGCGCUAGAGGAACUGAUAGAAAUUCGCUGCGGUCCAGGCGGCAAAAUACGUCCGAUAUGCCGUCUGAUUACAAAUCAAGUACAAUUCUUGCCCGAUAUUAUGACGUCAGCCGCCGGCAGAGAACUUACGAGGACUUCGUUUUUGGGGCCGUUUCUCUCAGUAUCGGUAUUUGCUGAGGAACAACCGAAAGUGGCUGACAAAUUUUUCAGCGGAAAUCACGUCACUGACAAAUCGGUGAAUUUAUCCUUGCAGCAAGAGUUAGAAAGUACCAGAACUUCGUUGCACAAAAUGUUUUACGCAAUACUUACAAACAGUAAUUGCCGCGAUGCGACUUUAACGUACUUGGCCGCGUUAUUGCGUCACAAUGAGAAACGCGCGCAAAUACAAACCGAGGAGUUUUCUCUGGCCGGAGAUGGAUUUAUGUUGAAUCUAUUGUCGGUCUUGCAAAUGCUCUCUGUAAAAAUCAAAUUGGACACCGUAGACCCUCUGUAUCCAUUUCAUCCCUCCAGCUUUGUUGAUAUAAAGAAUGACACAAGACUGAAACUUACCUCGCAGGAAGUCGCGGAAUGGCAAAAGCAUCUGGAGAAGACGCAUAAGUGGACGGAAUCGAAAUUUCCGACUCAGUGCUGGUUCUUGACAUUGCAUUGCCAUCACAUCGCGUUACUACCGGCAUUGCAAAAGUAUCAAAGAAAAUUGCGAGCAUUACGCGACUUAAAAAAUAUGCUCAACGAAUUGCAAGCCACGGAACCCCAGUGGAAGGAUAGCCCCUUCGCUGAACAUAAUAGAGAUUUGAUUAAACAAUGGAAGCAGCAAUCGGAACAAUUAAGUAAAUUUAAAUUGUGUGCGGACGCAGGUCUGAUAGACCCUGUCUUUUUAAGAAGAUGCUUACACUUUUAUAUAUCCGUGGCCGAGGUUUUGUUGAGUCUUCUGACACAGACUGCCCCAGGUAACCCUCUUCCCAAACUUCCACUUCCUCAGGAAGUCACAUGCAAAUUUACCGCAUUACCGGAAUGGUAUGUGGAGGAUAUAGCGGAAUUCUUGGUGUUUACGCUCCAAUUCUGUCCUGGAGUAGUGGUAAGUGGUAAUAUGGAUAAUCCGCUUAUUACGUGGCUACUGGUCGUCGUGUGUACACCGCAUUGUAUACGAAAUCCGUAUCUAAUCGCAAAAAUCAUCGAGGUCCUCUUUGUGAUAAAUCCUAGCCCUCAGGGAAGAACGGAGAUUCUCCACGAAAAAGUCAUGGCGCAUCCUAUAUCCAAGACACUCUUGGCGUCGUAUCUCAUGAAAUUUUACACCGACGUUGAAACUACUGGCUCUAGUUCCGAGUUUUACGACAAGUUUUCAAUACGUUAUCACAUAAGUCUAAUCUUGAAAUCAAUGUGGGAUAGUCCGGUACAUCGAGCAUCUAUCGUCAAUGAAAGCAAUAAUGGCAAGCAAUUUGUCAAGUUUAUCAACAUGUUGAUGAACGACACUACCUUUCUACUUGACGAGAGUUUGGAAUCUCUGAAGCGUAUACACGAGGUGCAGGAACUCAUGUCGGACACUACCGCGUGGAGUGCACUUUCCCAAGAGCAACAGCAAUCGAGGACGAGGCAGCUGGCAGCAGACGAGAGACAAGCAAAGUCUUAUCUUACACUAGCCAAGGAAACAGUUGCCAUGUUCCACUAUCUGACGGUCGACAUUAAGGAACCGUUCCUACGACCGGAAUUAGUCGGGCGAUUGUGUGCCAUGCUAAAUUUCAAUUUGCAACAAUUGUGCGGACCUAAGUGCAAAAAUCUGAGAGUGAGAACACAGCAAAAAUACGGGUGGCAACCAAGGACGUUACUUAGUCAAUUGGUUGAUAUAUAUUUGCAUCUUGACUGUGAUAAUUUUGCGGCCGCUUUAGCCAGUGACGAACGUUCGUUCUGUAAGGAAUUAUUCACGGAUGCUGUAAGCAGGCUACACAAAUAUGCGAUCAAAACUACCACGGAAAUUGAGAGAUUUAUAGCGCUCGCGGAACGUGCGGCGAUAAUCGCAAGAGAUAAUCGCGCGCGUGAUGCAGACUACGGCGAUGCUCCUGAGGAAUUCCGAGAUCCAUUGAUGGAUACUCUUAUGGAGGAUCCAGUCAGACUACCAUCUGGUAUUGUUAUGGACAAGGCAGUUAUCAUUAGACAUUUACUCAAUAGUGCCACGGAUCCUUUCAGUCGGCAGCCACUUAGCGAAGACAUGCUCACACCAAUGCUCGACUUGAAAGAAAGGAUAUCUGUAUGGAAACAACAAAAGAAAAGAUCGACGAAUAUAUAAACGGUGCUAAUGUGAUGAGAAUUCUGCAAGUAAAAAUAUAGGAGUAAAAAAAUUUA